AUGCGUUUGGAAAAAUGUUACUUUUGUUCUUCCACAAUAUAUCCUGGUCAUGGGACCAUGUUUGUUAGAAACGAUAGCAAGAUAUUUCGCUUCUGCAGAAGUAAAUGUCAUGCUGCCUUUAAACACAAACGUAAUCCUCGCAAAGUUCGCUGGACUAAAGCAUUUAGAAAGGCUGCUGGCAAAGAAAUGACCAUUGAUUCUACAUUUGAAUUUGAAAAACGUCGUAAUGUACCAGUUCGAUACGAUCGGGAUCUGAUGGACACAACUAUUAAAGCAAUGAAACGAAUUUCUGAAAUUAAAGCCAAGCGUGAACGCGUCUUUUACAAGGACAGAAUGUCUGGUAAUAAGGAACGUGAAAAGGCGGAGAAUAUACGCGAAAUUCAAAAGAAUAUUGAACUCGUUGGAUCUUCUACCAAGAUUAAAGCACAAGUUGCCAAAAUUACAGAGAAAUCACAACAGAAUGCUGAUAUGGAAAUUUCAUAA
Funneliformis caledonium is the source of this 483-nucleotide messenger RNA. The record is from the annotation of a GenBank genome assembly. NCBI's taxonomy places the organism in Eukaryota, Fungi, Glomeromycota, Glomeromycetes, Glomerales, Glomeraceae.